Messenger RNA from Gamsiella multidivaricata, 4542 nucleotides. Its product is annotated as SacI homology domain-containing protein. Gene Ontology annotation, biological process: phosphatidylinositol dephosphorylation. The coding region runs from base 1 to 4542 and encodes 1513 amino acids. Gene Ontology annotation, molecular function: phosphatidylinositol-4-phosphate phosphatase activity. The record is from RefSeq and is a predicted model, not a curated record. The transcript has 6 exons. NCBI's taxonomy places the organism in Eukaryota, Fungi, Mortierellomycota, Mortierellomycetes, Mortierellales, Mortierellaceae. Gene Ontology annotation, cellular component: endoplasmic reticulum.
AUGUUUGCUCGGGGUGCCAGUUCAAAGAACGCUUCUGAGGCUGUGCCUGUGUCUGAGCAUGUAUCUCAAGCUGAGAAUGGUCAUCUCCCGCCAAAUACUACAGUGCACCUGCACCCACAGCAGCUACGUUCCGACAGCCUUCGACACCCUGCACACCCCUUUGCGCGCAUCCAAUUGACCGUUGAGCCCGAUAGCUUCGUGCUCCAACCCUAUCAUGGACCUGUGACUGAAGACGACCCGACAGCCAGCCACCAUGGCACCCCUACGCCUUCAAACCUCGUCCAGGUCCAUUUCCGACGGUCCGGCACUGAUACCAAGAAUGAGGAAAGCGCAGACGUGUCAACAAACAGCAAACUCAAGGAAGAGACAGUUGACAACAGUUCAAAAGGCCCAUUGCCCUCGCUUCUCGGGCCAACUGAAGGGCAGCAGGGACGUGUGUCCUAUCUCAAUCCAGGGUCAUAUACUCGGUCGGAGGAUGCAAGGGAUUACAUUAUCUAUGGAUGCAUUGGGCUACUCGAUCUCUAUACAGGUCCCCACUUCAUUGUCAUCACCUCUGUCAAACCAUUGGGAAAUAUCGAGGACAAACCUGUUUAUGCGAUCAACAAGGUCGCCGUCUUGCCCAUGGUUGCUAGCGAAGCGUGUCGAGUUCUGGACAAGCUCGCGCAAUAUAUCGACCCAUCCACAGGAUCUGUCGUCCAUACUCAACAAGCGUCUGAUCAGCAGAGCAACAUCCAGGAACCAGCCGCAAAGGAAGAGGCCGUCGAGGAAAUAACAGCGCCUGUACCAGUAGCAAAACCACCAAAGAUCAAAUUCGCCUUCUUGAGUCUCGGACAAGAUAAAGACGUGCAAAAGUCGACGUCGGCUUCAGACCUGCCCUCACCUGCUAGUCCACUGGGCUCGAAACGGGUAUCGUUCGACAUCCCACGAUUGGGCUCGCGAAACAAAAGCAGCACAGACCUACCGACAUUUCCAGGCGCAAGUGCCGAUACCAGCGAUACUAAAGGGUUUUACGCAACUUCUCAGUCCUCUUCGCCAAAAGUGCGGUCUUCUCAACCAGGGUUCUUCGCGAAGCUGAGAGAUAACGUACUGGAGAAGCAGCCUCGCAAGAGCGUGGACGGCACCGUACCACCAACUCUAGCGACAGACAGCAAAGCUACUCUGACCAAAAACACCGAUCUUGUCAACAACUCAAGCAUAAAACCGACUGGAUUAAGUCAGGAAGAUUCACUGAUUACAGCUGCGACGAUCUCUGAAGGCGCAACAGAUGAGGCUGAUCCCGAAAAGAAUACCGCUCGUUCACCUCUACCUCCAGGAUUGCCCUCAGCAUACGAGGCAGCGGAAAAAUUCGUGGUCCAGUCGACGAAGCAGAUUGUCAGCUGGAGCGAGGAAGCCGUUUCUGGAGUUCUCAAGUCGUCCAUGUCAUCUGCUCCUGCGAAACCAGUAACCGUAUUCGAGGACCAAGAGGAAGGCGAGCAAGCCCAUGUAGCCCGUGAUACGGGUACGGACCAACGAGCACUCGAAGAGGAGCAGGAGAAGGAGCGUAUCUUGGACCGCCGUGUCAUUCGUGAGAUUUCGUCCAUCUUCGGGACAGGAUUUUAUUUUUCAAACGAGUUCAAUUUGUUGUCAUCGAAGCAGAAGAGAUCGGAUUAUGCUGAAGAGAACAAGGGCGAUGUACCUUUGUGGCAGCAGGUAGAUAGGAGCUUCUGGUGGAAUGAGCAUCUUCUCCAAGACUUUUUGGAUAUCAAGGCUGAUGGGUAUAUUCUGCCAGUGAUGCAGGGUUAUGUUGAGAUUGAGCCAUGCGAGAUCGAGGAGCAGCCCUUCGAGUUCACGCUGAUUUCCAGAAGAAGUCGCGAGCGGUCCGGCCUGCGAUACCAGCGCAGGGGAAUCGACGAGAAUGGCAAUGCGGCCAACUUUGUUGAAACCGAGCAGCUCUUGCGGAUCGUGCGCAAUGACAGCGACCAUCAAGUGUCGUUUGUACAGACUCGAGGAUCAAUUCCACUCUUCUGGUCUCAAUCGCCUUAUCGGCUCAAGCCAAUCCCGAUCAUGGAGAGGUCUGAACAGGAAAACAAAGUGGGGUUCAAAAAGCAUGUUGAUAGUUUGCUGAGUCAGUACGGACGGCAAAUCUUUAUCAAUCUAGUGGAGCAGCAUGGACGCGAGCUGAUCGCUGGAUCUGCGUACACACACUAUGUCAAAAAGCUCGCCGAGCCUCAAAUCAGAUAUGUGGAAUUCGACUUUCAUGAGCAGUGCAAAGGCAUGAAGUACGAGAACAUUGACCAGCUAAUUCAGAGCCUAGAGGGCCCUAUUCUCGAACUCGGCUACUGUUGGCUGACUCCCAAGAACGACAACGCGGCGGGUGAAGAUAAUGGAUCCUCUGAGUGCCUCUCCCGCCAGAAGGGUGUGAUCCGGACCAACUGCAUGGACUGCCUCGACAGGACCAACGUCGUCCAGAGUGCGAUUGGUCGCUACAUUCUCAAUCAUCAGCUUUUGCGACUCGGCAUUGCUUCGUUCCCGGACAAGGGUCUGUCGGUCUAUGAGGACUUUGAGAACGUGUUUAAUAACGUCUGGGCGAACAAUGGGGAUGCGAUCAGUCGAGAGUAUGCGGGCACGAGCGCCUUGAAGGGCGACUUUACGAGGACGGGGAAACGCAACCUGCAGGGGAUGAUUAACGACGCGACGAACUCUAUGGCGCGGAUGUAUCAGAAUACUUUCAAGGAUUAUUUCCGUCAAGCGGCGAUUGAUUACUUGCUGGGCGCGGCAGAUGUAGACGUGUUCAAGAGCCUACAAACGACCACGUUUGGCACGGCGAUUGUCCCGUCACCGAUUCUUCCUCCACCAGCUGCAAUUUCUGAGCUAGUGGCUUCUGAAGCAUUGUCGUCUGCUAGUACAGCUGAGAGUGCUGCCGCAGUUGCCGCUGCUCAGCAUGGGGAUGCUGGAGUACUGCUUCCGUCAUUGAUGCCGCAAUCAUCAUCGUUGGUGGACACAGAGUCAUCUGCUUCCGUCAAGGCUAUACCGCAAUCACCCGAGGAAACGGCCCUUCAGCAGGAAACCUGGGUCAAGAUCCGAGAGGCGGCGAUCGAGACAUCGGCCGAGAUUGUGAUCUCGCCUGGCGAGGAGCGCUGGAAGGGAUGGACGUUUAUCUGCUGUUCUAACGAGAUCAGCAGCUCGCUUGCGUCUGCAUCGUCACCGCAAUCGUCACCCCAACACAUUCCUUCCGCAAAACGAAAGAAAUCGUCCAAGAAGAACGCCCUUAUCUUCGAUGCGCCAACUUCGGCCAUAAGUAACGUGAAGGAUGAGAAGACGAGGGCAUCGGUCUUUUAUGACGAAAAGGUGAUUCUUUUAACGGAGAGAGCGCUCUAUAUCUGCACGUACGAUUAUGAGAUGGAGAAGGUGGUGGAGUUCUGGCGGUUGGCACUCGAGAAGAUGACGGGGAUCGAUAAGGGCGCGUACUUCUUGACGGCGCAGGACACUUCCCGCCAAGGUCAGGAUCCGCUCGAGAACUAUGGGUUCGCGGUUGAGUACAGGGCGAGUGCAGGAGGAGAAACGCUCAGGGUAAACAUUGGUAGUGUGCGCAAUCGCAGGAUAAUGGGAGUUGAUCGGACGCCACUGGUUCGAGUCGCGGAGACGGAAGAGGAGGAUGCCGUAGCCGCUGAUGGCCAAUCAACGCUCCAGGGAUCCGAGGACGCUGAGGCAGAUACCCAUGACGAUAGUCGCUUAGUAAAAAGCCUCUCGAAAGAUGAGCCUAUGGAGAUCCGAUCGGUGCGGUUCAAGGUCGUCAAGCAUCCGGAGACAUCAAUCAUGCCCUACGUCACGUCGUCCGGGACGGAAUCUGGGUUGAGCAAGGCGAAUCCGUCCGGGUACAAGCGGACUGCACAGGAUUGUGUCGAGUGGGUGGUCACGGAGAUUGUUCAGGCUCGGUGUGAACUAAUUUCCACUGCAGAGAGGGGUCGAGCGAAUACUAGACCUAGCGAGCAGUCGCCUCGGGGAGGGAUUGAAGCGCCGUCAGGACAGCAGCGCCAGGGGAAUCAUCACGGUCGCUCGCCCAGCGAGGAAUACAACUACCAGUCGCCAAAGGAAAGGCGUCGGUCUUCGGUGCAGGUGGACUUGUUGAUCCGGGAUAGAGUGCUUCAGAGCCUGGAAGCUACCGCUCAGCGCGAGAAGGAGUUGAAUAAGGAUUCGCAGGAGAAGAGCAAGAAGUUCAAGAGGCCGUUUUCGGGCCUUUUCCAGUCAUCGAAAACGUCGUCCAAGGAACAGCAGUCGACAACUAUCCCUGGAUCCCCAGACAACAACAAGUCGUGGUUGAAGAAACUGCAGCUCGGACAGGACUCGAGUGAUGAGUCAUCAGAGGAGCGAACGUGGUCAGCGGCGCCGGUGGUGAGAAGGAGCGAGGGAGUGGAUGGGUCGGCGACCGCCAGGACUGAGCUAGUGGCGACAGAUGGCCAGCCCGUGACAGGGACAGGACCAAAGUCAUCGAGCAAUAGCAACCGGAAUAGUAGCGGCCAUGGCGUCUUUGCAAAGUUCAAGCAGGCUGUGAAAAACCUUUGA